Molecule: messenger RNA, 1567 nt
Organism: Nannospalax galili (Upper Galilee mountains blind mole rat)
Lineage: Eukaryota; Metazoa; Chordata; Mammalia; Rodentia; Spalacidae
Gene: Ubald2
Product: UBA like domain containing 2
Exons: 3
Coding region: 235-732 (165 amino acids)
Molecular function (GO): protein binding
Source: RefSeq, a predicted model, not a curated record
AGGAUUCGAAUCGAACGUCCGUCCGGGAGCCGGCAGCCGGCCGGGCGGCACGCUGGCCAAUCAGCGGCCGCGACUCGCGGCCUCCGAACGUUGAGACACCCGAGGCCCCGCCCCGCGCUGUUGUUUGUGGUGUCGGCCGCGGCCGCGGGCGCCGGACCACAACAUUCGCCGGGCGGCGGCGGUGCAGCGAGCGCGAGCCCAGCGCGGCCUCCCUGGGCCGCCGCGGCCGGAGCCAUGUCGGUGAACAUGGACGAGCUGCGGCACCAGGUCAUGAUCAACCAGUUCGUGCUGACCGCGGGCUGCGCGGCCGACCAGGCGAAGCAGCUGCUGCAGGCUGCGCACUGGCAGUUCGAGACCGCCUUGAGCACGUUUUUCCAAGAAAGCAACAUUCCCAACAGCCACCACCACCCCCAGAUGAUGUGUACUCCCAGCAACACCCCUGCCACACCACCGAACUUCCCUGACGCCUUGGCCAUGUUCUCGAAGCUUCGCACCUCCGAGGGCCUGCAGAGUAGCAACAGCCCCAUGACUGCUGCCGUGGCCUGCUCACCCCCUGCAAACUUCAGCCCCUUCUGGGCCUCAUCCCCACCCAAUCACCAGGCGCCCUGGAUCCCGCCCUCUUCCCCCACCUCCUUCCACCAUCUCCAUUGCCCACAGCCCACGUGGCCCCCCGGAGCAUCACAGGGAGGCACCCAGCAGAAAGCCAUGGCAGCGAUGGAUGGCCAGAGAUGAGACUGGAUGCUGCCGGGCACUGGGCUGGAACAGGGGGGCAGUCCAGGGUUGUGGGAACACAGGAGGGCUGGGGAGGGGGGAACUCAAGAGGGUUGGAGGGGUUUCCUGAAGAUCGCACUGGAAGAUUUUAUAAAAGAAUUUUUGUGGGUGGGGGGACAGUAAACGUCCUGGGCCACUUGGGAUCCUCAGGAAUUCCUCUUUGGGCAAGUUCCCCCCCCCUCUUUUUAAUAUAUAAUAUAUAUGAAUAUAAAUUUAGCUAAUGUAUGUGAGGAUGGGGCUUGCACACCUGGGGUGUUGGGGUCAAAGGAAACUGGUCAACAGACUCCUUCCCUGGUCAGUACCCCGUCCUCUACUCAGUCUAGGGGAGUGAACAAACGGUGCGUCACUGGGGAAAGAGGGCUUGUAGCCAGGUGGCCAUACUGCCUCCUUUAGAGGGGACACCGGCCAUCAGGAAGCCUCUCCAUGCUCUCAGGAGAUGGUGGGGGGAGGGGGUCCCAGAGGAGUUGGAAUCAUGGGCCUACCACCCAUUGCUGCAGGAUCCCACCCCUGCUCCCGGUGGCUCUGUAGCUGUUGUCAUCCUGUCCCCAACUGGGUGUGCAGGCUCGUAAGACUAAAGAGCUGGCUUGGGUCAAAGGCCACCCUCCGAUGAGUGGGGACUUGACUGUCCCAUCCCUUGAUGUCCCACAGGCACCUAGCCUCUCCCUGCUGUGUGUGUCCAGGUCAGAGGACGACAGCUUGGGAGAACCUGCUUUUGGAUUGAAUUCCUGAAUUCAAAUCACAUCUCACCAGGGUGAAAUUUUAACUUAAAAAUUUAAAAACGAGACUUUUCUAACUU